Molecule: messenger RNA, 1399 nt
Organism: Caenorhabditis elegans
Lineage: Eukaryota; Metazoa; Nematoda; Chromadorea; Rhabditida; Rhabditidae
Gene: pals-38
Product: Protein containing ALS2cr12 (ALS2CR12) signature
Exons: 6
Coding region: 40-1260 (406 amino acids)
Source: RefSeq, marked reviewed
UGUCAAUACGUAUUGCUCAUUGUUAUUUUCUCAUUCAGUAUGAGUGGAUUUCAGUUCAGUGAAGAAGUUGGGAAAUCCGUCAUAGAAGAAAAUAGUAAAUCACUGAAAUCUAUAUUCUAUGUUGUAUUAAACUAUUUCUGUUCUAAUGUGAUGAACGUGGUGAAAGCUGUCGGUACUUGUGCAACACUUGUGGGAGUAUAUGCAUUUUGGAAAAACUGGGGUGUUAAAUCAAAUAAUCAUCCCAUUAGAUCCACAGAAUCUGAAGAUGUACGACGUCUUAAAGCGCAGGCAGCCCAAAUUCGGCAUAGAAUGGAAGAAACUAGACAACAGGAUCUAUUGGAAGAUCAAAUGAUAAAUACACAAUUUGAGGAGAUAAUGAGAAAUAAUAAAGCGAAUCAUGAAAAGCAACUCCUAAAAAUGCGGUCCAGUUUUAAAGAAGAUGAAAUGACAUUUUUGAAGAAACAACAAGCUGCUAAUGAAAGAAUAGAACAACUUGUUGCUCAGAGAGAAUCGGAGCAGAAGGUUAAAGAUCAGAUGGCUCACUUCGAAAAUAUGCGUUUGAAACAAGAAACAAAACGAUCACUAGAAAAAAUGGAUGAGGAUCUUGAAAGAUCACGCGAACUUCAUCGUAUCAAAAUUGCAAAAAUUAAUAACCAAUUUAUGCAAAACAAAAAAGACUUUGCUGAACAGGAUGCCAAUAGAAAACUUGAAAUUCUAGCGCAAGAAGAAAGGGCUCAGGAGAGACUUCGUGAAAUUGAAGAUCAGUUGGCAAGAGACUUGGAAGAAUUGAGAAGAUGUGAUCAACAGAGACGACAGGAAAUGAAUGAACAAAUGGAAAAUAUUCGAAGACUAUUACAAAUGAAAAUUUGGAAUGACGUCAUUGAAUCUAAUUGGACAAAACGGUUAAACUCGUUGAGGUCUUCGAAUAAGGACGUUGAAAGGGCUUACAAUCAAAUCAGAAGAAGUUCGAAAAACUAUCAUGAAACUCACGCAAAGCAUCUACUGUUAGCAGUUGUUAAUCAGAAAAGUAUUAUGGACAAUGAAAAAUACGAAAUGGAGAAGUUGCAUGCUGAACACGAAAAGCCAUUUUUACUAGAAAUCAAGGGGGCAGUUGAAGAAGUUAGUGCUGAAUGUGAUCGAUUGAGUUAUGUUCUGCAGAAUGAACCGGGCAACGCAAAAAGAAUUGAAGACUGCUAUUCAGUUCUUUUGCAAGCAACCAAUGCGAUUCCAACAAUGGCAGAAUUAAAGAAUGUGCAAUAAAUUAUUCAAGGACUUAACUUUUUUUUGUGUUUUACACGUGUACAGAUCGAUUGUUCACUUACUUUUUCAAGUGGUUAAAAUCACAAUUCGUCCUUUUAAAAUUUUUUAUUUUGCUCAAUUCACGAUGAAAAUUGCACAU